AUGGGCGAUUCGGAGCCGACGUCACCAGCUGGGAGCCUGGAGCCAACUGAGAUCUUCCCAGAGUCGGCGGAGGAGGACCAUGCUGCCGAUGCUGAAGAUGAGGGCAUCGAAGAUGAAGAGCUCCGGCGGGCUCUUCGUGCAUCGCUGUAUCCGGAGCCGGAGGAGGAUGCGCCGGCGGCUGGGUCUGCUGGGGCGUCUUCUUCGAUGGGGGGUGAUGGCAGCGCCGCGAAGGGCAAGGCCAAGAAAAAGAAGAACAAGGCCAACCCCAAGGAGCGUGCGAGGCAGAAGCGCAAAGCUGAGGCGAUCGAAGCCAAGCGGGUGCUGCCUUCGAACUUCGAGACUGCUAGCCAUUCGCAUCUGGAGCUGCAGCGUGAUCUCAUCAGUGACCUCAAUGCCUUGCACAACACGUUGAUCGAAUUGCAGACCGCGUGCAAGUGGUACACUGAGAACGCUCCUGGCUGGGUGCGGAAGAAGGCGCCGUUCCCCUUCCCUCAUUUUCCAAGCUCUCCGAGCGUGUGGUAUUCGGCGAAGACUCAGAAGGACGCUCGCAGCAUUAUGUCUGGUCUCAUCGCCGAGGUCCACGGGGCGAGCAAUCUGGCCAAGCGUGGCUACGAGUUGUGCGUGUAUUACCACAAGAUGUUCGUGGAGCACAACCGCCACGGGGACGAGAAUCCGUUCCUUUCGUGGGUUCGUCCCCCAGCUGAACGGCCAAUGGACAAUGCUGAUGCUGCUGCUUCGUCUGGAUCUCCGGCAGCUGCAGCUGGCUCGACUGGGUCUUCGGCUGGUGGCUCUGGGUUGGCUGGAAGUACUGCUAAAGCUGCACCUGGUCCACGGCCGCGGCGGGGCUAG
Molecule: messenger RNA, 849 nt
Organism: Symbiodinium necroappetens
Lineage: Eukaryota; Dinophyceae; Suessiales; Symbiodiniaceae
Source: the annotation of a GenBank genome assembly